Messenger RNA from Phragmites australis (common reed), 1971 nucleotides. Its product is annotated as metal tolerance protein 5. Gene Ontology annotation, cellular component: membrane. Gene Ontology annotation, biological process: monoatomic cation transport; transmembrane transport. The coding region runs from base 758 to 1735 and encodes 325 amino acids. The transcript has 6 exons. Gene Ontology annotation, molecular function: manganese:proton antiporter activity. Lineage: Eukaryota; Viridiplantae; Streptophyta; Magnoliopsida; Poales; Poaceae. The record is from RefSeq and is a predicted model, not a curated record.
CUUCCAUUAUGCUUUUGUAUGGGUCGUUUCCUUUCUGACUUCUGAGUUUAUUUAUGUUUGAUCGAUCUGAAUUUAGUGCCUCGUGUUUCGGCAACUUGGUUCGUCUGAUGUAGUAGUUGGCUAGUGCUUUAUGCAACUUUGUGCAUACCAAAAUUGCCAUUUUUCCCCGUUUCUAGCUGGAGCUAAGUAGACAGUAGUGCGGACUAGCUACUCCUUUCCAGUCUAGAAUCUAGAGACGGGGAUUGAAUUAGGAUAUCGUCGGUAGUGUUGGGCUAGAUGCGGCCUAGUUCUUAACGAUUUGCUAUUACACCACUUUGGGAACAGAACACAAAUGUGUACGUUUCCGUAUUUUUUUCUUAGCUUUCUUCAAAUAUGGCUAUUGGAGUAUUGGGUUUAUAUUUUACAGUGCUCAUAUGCGGGGGAAGGGCGGUCUGCGCUGCGCACGUGAGGCGCUCAUUUCUCUGAAUGUACAUGCCAGAAGUCCUUGAAAAAAAAUAGUUUUUCUUUGACUGCUCAUUUCUUUGACGCAACGAAGUGAUGAAGGGGGCUGAUCUUCCUCCUCCUCCACCUCAUCUCCCUCUUCUUCUCCUUCCCUUGCAAAAAAUAGUGUGAGGGGAGGGAGUGGCAGCUGGUAUGGUAGGGAGCCUGAAGAUCCACCGCUGGUUAGCAGAAUUAACACAGUGGCACGUGAGAUGCCGGGUUGUAAGCUCAAGAUCCUGAGGAUGUUGUUGCUGAGUACUACCAACAGCAAGUGGAGAUGCUAGAGGGUUUUAAUGAGAUGGAUACACUUACAGAUCGUGGUUUCCUUCCUGGAAUGUCCAAGGAAGAACGCGAUAAAGUUGCUAGGAGUGAGACAUUAGCCAUCCGGCUGUCUAACAUUGCAAACAUGGUUCUUUUUGCUGCAAAAGUGUAUGCUUCAGUAAGGAGUGGCUCGCUUGCUAUUAUUGCUUCAACUUUGGAUUCUCUUCUAGACUUAUUGUCAGGGUUCAUCUUGUGGUUUACUGCCUUUUCUAUGCAAACACCAAACCCCUACAGAUACCCAAUUGGUAAAAAGCGUAUGCAGCCGCUGGGAAUACUUGUUUUUGCUUCAGUCAUGGCAACUCUUGGCCUUCAGAUCAUCCUAGAAUCAGUACGCUCAUUGGUGUCUGAUGGUGAUGAAUUCAACUUAACAAAUGAGCAGGAAAAGUGGGUUGUGGACAUAAUGCUCUCCGUGACAUUGGUCAAACUUGCCCUGGCUAUAUAUUGCCGCUCAUUCACCAACGAAAUCGUCAAAGCUUACGCACAGGAUCACUUUUUCGAUGUCAUCACUAAUGUAAUUGGCCUGGUUGCUGCACUACUUGCUAAUUAUAUUGAAGGCUGGAUCGACCCUGUUGGUGCAAUCAUUCUGGCGAUCUACACAAUCAGAACAUGGUCAAUGACGGUGCUGGAGAACGUCCACUCCCUGGUCGGGCAGUCGGCUUCGCCGGAGUACCUCCAGAAGCUGACCUACCUGUGCUGGAACCACCACAAGGCCGUGCGGCACAUCGACACGGUGCGGGCCUACACGUUCGGCUCCCACUACUUCGUGGAGGUCGAUAUCGUGCUGCCGUCGGACAUGCCGCUGCGGGAGGCACACGACAUCGGCGAGGCCCUGCAGGAGAAGCUGGAGCGCCUGCCCGAGAUCGAGCGCGCGUUCGUUCACCUCGACUACGAAUUCACCCACCGGCCCGAACACGCCUUGUCCCACGAGAAGUAGACAAGUUUCCGGCCGGUGCAGCCGGUGGAACGACACGGGUUCGUAGCUGAAACUAUUUAUGUGUAGCCGACGUGGGUUCAGGAAACCGGUGCUCGUCUCGUGAGCCGUCGCAGGAAACCACUGGGGUACAUGCGAUGGAGUUGUGCGUGCUGGAGUGCCUGCUGCGGCGAUGCGCUGGUAGACUUCGGUACCAUGUACUGAAGAAUCUGAUGCUCCAGUGAUGAGUAUCUCUUUUA